Schistocerca nitens (vagrant locust) is the source of this 843-nucleotide messenger RNA. Its product is annotated as transcriptional regulatory protein AlgP-like. The transcript is spliced from 2 exons. Bases 1 to 843 code for a protein of 280 amino acids. The record is from RefSeq and is a predicted model, not a curated record. NCBI's taxonomy places the organism in Eukaryota, Metazoa, Arthropoda, Insecta, Orthoptera, Acrididae.
AUGAAUGAAAUGUUUGAACAACGUGACAUGGUGUCAUAUGUGUUACAGAUCGAAGUGAUAAAACAAGUCGCAAAAUUGGUUGAACAAAACAAGGACAUUCGCAAAAAGUCACAAGCAUCCACUGGAGUGUCUGGUCCUGAAGCUCCAGUAGUGCGUCCAGGUGUUACCCCUUUCACGGCGCAGUCACAAGCAUCCACUGGAGUGUCUGGUCCUGAUGCUCCAGUAGUGCAUCCAGGUGUUACCCCUUUCACGGCGCAGUCUCAAGCAUCCACUGGAGUGUCUGGUCCUGAAGCUCCAGUAGUGCGUCCAGGUGUUACCCCUUUCACGGCGCAGUCACAAGCAUCCACUGGAGUGUCUGGUCCUGAUGCUCCAGUAGUGCGUCCAGGUGUUACCCCUUUCAUGGCGCAGUCACAAGCAUCCACUGGAGUGUCUGGUCCUGAAGCUCCAGUAGUGCGUCCAGGUGUUACCCCUUUCACGGCGCAGUCACAAGCAUCCACUGGAGUGUCUGGUCCUGAAGCUCCAGUAGUGCGUCCAGGUGUUACCCCUUUCACGGCGCAGUCACAAGCAUCCACUGGAGUGUCUGGUCCUGAAGCUCCAGUAGUGCGUCCAGGUGUUACCCCUUUCACGGCGCAGUCACAAGCAUCCACUGGAGUGUCUGGUCCUGAAGCUCCAGUAGUGCAUCCAGGUGUUACCCCUUUCACGGCGCAGCGCUAUGUGAAUCACUUCUUGUUUGCGACUGUUGCAGAGCCGUUACCCUCUGGGAGCUACCGCGAUCUGAUCUGCAGCGCUUCAGAGCUGCCUAUGCCCUCACUGUCAGACACUGUCUUCCGUAGUCCUUUGUAG